AUGAAAUUUAAUAAGCUCGAUGGUUAUUUCGGAUAUGCAUCUUCAGAAGUUAGAGAUAUGGUGCACUCUGAUGUUUUCCCAAAACAAGUUGUGUCUCCCACUAUUAAAGGUGUUGAUGUGAAGGCGGUAGAUGUUGGCAACCAAUUUAAAAAUGAGCAAGAGUUUGAAUCUCGUGAUCACAUGUUUCAAUGGAUUUGUACGAAGGCAUCCAAACUAGGAUUUGGUGUGGUUAUCAGAAGGUCCGAUAAUGAUUCAGAUAGAAGAUGUGCUUUUGUGACAAUGACGUACGAAAGAAGUGGGAAAUAUCUACCUCCUCUCCGGAACUUUAAACGAGACGACACUGAAUCAAGAAAAUGUGAGUGUCCCUUUAAGGUAUAUGGUUAUAUGUUGGCAAACAAAAGCUGGAGAUUUAAUGUCAUAUAUGGUUUGCAUAACCAUGAUUUGUGUGAAAAGUUAGUCGUCCAUCCAAUUGUUUGUCGGCUCAUGCCGGAAGAGAAGGAAUGCGUUGCUGACAUGACAUUGACUUUGGUUCAAUUGAAAAAUAUACUUGCAACUUUGAAACGUAAAUGA
Messenger RNA from Lathyrus oleraceus (garden pea), 570 nucleotides. RefSeq lists its product as uncharacterized. NCBI's taxonomy places the organism in Eukaryota, Viridiplantae, Streptophyta, Magnoliopsida, Fabales, Fabaceae. The transcript has 2 exons. The coding region runs from base 1 to 570 and encodes 189 amino acids. Gene Ontology annotation, biological process: cellular response to iron ion starvation; positive regulation of transcription by RNA polymerase II. The record is from RefSeq and is a predicted model, not a curated record. Gene Ontology annotation, molecular function: DNA-binding transcription factor activity, RNA polymerase II-specific.